Oldenlandia corymbosa var. corymbosa is the source of this 1371-nucleotide messenger RNA. NCBI's taxonomy places the organism in Eukaryota, Viridiplantae, Streptophyta, Magnoliopsida, Gentianales, Rubiaceae. The record is from the annotation of a GenBank genome assembly.
AUGUGGAAGGAGAUCGGAGAUAGGGAAUUCGGAAAGCUUCGGCCUAAUUUAUUCAGUAAUCUUGUUAAGUCAUCCAGAACUGCUUCCCUCCAGCUCUCUAAUCACAAAGAAAUAGUUUCCUCUCACCGGGGCUCCGUUAACUCCCUUCAGGUUGACUUGACAGAAGGACGGUAUUUGUUGGCUGGUGCUGCAGAUGCUUCUGUUGCUGUGUAUGAUGUUCAAUGUGCCAGUGAUCGUGAGGCCGAUGGCCUUAUUGCAAAGCACAAGCCUUUAUUUGUAGUUGACAAGCAACAUGAACAGGGUCACAAAUAUGGGGUGUCCACAGUUACCUGGUACCCGAUUGACACCGGGUUAUUUGUUACUGGUUCAUAUGAUCAUCAUAUCAAUGUCUGGGACACCAAUACCACACAGGUGGUAAUGAACUUUAAAAUGCCCGGAAAGGUUUAUAAGACGGCAAUGUCUGCACUAGCAACUUCUCACAUGCUGAUUGCCACGGGGACUGAAGACGUCCAAGUUCGUCUUUGUGAUAUUGCUUCCGGGGCAUUUGCACACACGCUGUCUGGUCAUCGUGAUGGUGUAAUGUCAGUAGAGUGGUCUAAGUCUAGUGAGUGGGUUUUGAUAACUGGGGGAUGUGAUGGUGCAAUUCGUUUCUGGGACAUCAGGCAAGCAGGAUGCUUCCGUGUAUUAAACCAAUCGGAUUCUCAGCUUGGGAGGCGACCAGCGCUGCUUGCAUGUUCUGCUGCCAAUAAGGCUUCAACGUCAAAGUCUUCACCCGCGGGACCAAGUUCAUCAGUAAAAUCCCGCUUGCUUCAGAAGAAAAUGGCUAACGGAAAUUCAUCAAAACAUACGAGUCCUAGUAAAACCACCACUCAAGUGAAGGGUUCCAUGAAGCAGAGGUUACAUCCAGGAAUGCUGUCUACUCAGGAUCGAGCUACUGCCCAUUAUGGUGCUGUACUUGGUUUGUCUGCCACCCAGGAUGGAAUGUACCUUCUCAGUGCAGGUUCUGAUUCAAGAUUAAGGUUAUGGGAUAUAGAAUCAGGGUGCAAUACACUUGUAAAUUUUGAGAUCGCACGACUACAAGCCAGCAAACCGUUGCAGUUGGCCACUUCACAAGAUUCCCUUGUUUUUGUUCCAUGCAUGUCUACUAUUAAAGCAUUUGAUUUUUGGUCAGGCAAGACGGUCCUGAGUUUCCGUGGCCAUUAUGAGAAUGUGAACUGUUGCUGGUACCACACAGAGGAUCAGGAACUGUAUACAGGCGGCAACGAUAGACAGAUAUUGGUGUGGUCUCCACCCAAUUCUACAGCCAAUGAAGUGGAGGAAUGGAGGAAAGGGCAGGCUUCCGCACUAGAUCAGGACAACUGGAGUGACUGA